GUAGGCGUUCCAUUCUUAGUUGUUCUACUUCCUAGAAGUAAAACAAAAAAGCGUGUAUGCACCUCCUCUCAGCUCUCCACUGGAGACCCCAAGUGCCAACCCUAGUCCCCAGAAGAGUCCCAUUUCCGUUCCAACAAGAUGAAAGAAACUAUCAUGAAUCAAGAGAAACUCGUCAAACUGCAAGCACAAGUGAACAUUGGUGGGAAAGGAACUGCUCAGUGAAAGAAGAGGUGGUUCACAGAACAGCUACAGAAAAUGAUACAAAACUUCAGUUUUCCUUAAAGAAGUUAAGGGUAAACGAGAUCUCUCGUAUUGGAGAAGUGAACAUGUUCACAAACCAAGGUACAGUGAUCCACUUUAACAACCCUGAACUUCAGGCAUCCCUGGCAGUGAAGACUUUCACCAUUAUAGGUCAUGCUGAUACAAAGCAGCUGACAGAAAUGCUACCCAGUAUCUUCAACCAACUUGGUACAGACAGUCUGACUAGCUUAAGAAGAUUAGGCAAAGCUCUGCCCAAACAAUCUGUGGAUGAAAAGACACCACUUGCUACCGGAGAGAAGGAUGAUAAUCAAGUUCCAAAUCUUGUGGAGAACUUUGAGGAAGCUUCCAAGAAUGAAGCAAAUUGAAAUAACUUCUGAAGAAGAUAAAAUUUGGAAGAAGUUACUGGGAGCUACUAUUUAUAUUAUGACUGCUUUUUAAAAAUUCUGUUCCUGGAUCUGAUAAAAUCUAGAUCUCUAUUUUUAAGCCCAAGCCCCUUGGACACUGCAGCUCUUUUCAGUUUUUGCUUAUACACAAUUUAUUCUUUGCACCUAAUUAAGCUGAAGAAGCCUGGGAAUAAAGUUUGAAAAAAG
Hyaena hyaena (striped hyena) is the source of this 851-nucleotide messenger RNA. Its product is annotated as transcription factor BTF3-like. The record is from RefSeq and is a predicted model, not a curated record. The coding region runs from base 57 to 626 and encodes 189 amino acids. Gene Ontology annotation, cellular component: cytosol; nascent polypeptide-associated complex. NCBI's taxonomy places the organism in Eukaryota, Metazoa, Chordata, Mammalia, Carnivora, Hyaenidae. The transcript has 2 exons.